AUGCAGGGAAUUCUCAAAAACAGCCCUGCAAGUUGUGGCAAGAGUCGCCGUUCUGGGGGAGGAGGCUGCCGGGCAGGAUGGAGGCUGCACGCCGAGGAGCCGACGCCAUCCUGUGGCUGCCACUGCCGGGCUCCACAUCGCCUCCCUGUGGGCGUCCCAAGCCAACAACCUAGAGGCACCAUCUUCUUUCUGGAGCCCCUGGAGUACGAGGGUCGCGAGCUCGCCGUGCGCCUUGGACUAGCGCCCUUCGGAGGCGCGGCCUGCCGGCCCGGAACCCACCUGGGCGCUGCGGUCUGCGCCGGGCUUAGAAAAAUUGACGUGGAGCGCAUAGAACUUUUGGAAGAAGCCAAGAAGAUGGAAAUGGCCAAGUUCCGCUACAUCCUGCCAGUGUAUGGCAUCUGCAGGGAGCCCGUGGGGCUGGUCAUGGAGUACAUGGAGACGGGCUCCCUGGAGAAACUGCUGGCCUCAGAGCCACUGCCUUGGGACCUGCGCUUCCGCAUCAUCCAUGAGACCGCAGUGGGCAUGAACUUCCUUCACUGCAUGAGCCCACCGCUGCUGCACCUGGACCUCAAGCCUGCCAACAUCCUGCUGGAUGCACACUACCACGUCAAGAUUUCCGAUUUUGGGCUGGCCAAGUGUAACGGACUAUCCCAUUCACAUGACCUCAGCAUGGACGGCCUGUUUGGCACAAUCGCCUACCUCCCUCCAGAGCGCAUCCGGGAGAAGAGCCGGCUCUUUGACACCAAGCACGAUGUGUACAGCUUUGCCAUUGUUAUCUGGGGUGUGCUUACACAGAAGAAACCAUUUGCAGAUGAGAAGAACAUCCUGCACAUUAUGGUCAAAGUGGUGAAGGGCCACCGCCCAGAGCUGCCACCUGUGUGCAGACCGCGGCCACGUGCCUGCAGCCACCUGCUGCACCUCAUGCAGAGGUGCUGGCACGAGGACCCGCGGGCACGGCCCACAUUCCAAGCUAAGAGGAAGCUCAGAAUAACCAAGUGCCUGUCCCGGUCGGUGGUGAAUGCUGUGCUGGGCGCCAGCUAG
Molecule: messenger RNA, 1041 nt
Organism: Galeopterus variegatus (Sunda flying lemur)
Lineage: Eukaryota; Metazoa; Chordata; Mammalia; Dermoptera; Cynocephalidae
Product: receptor-interacting serine/threonine-protein kinase 4-like
Exons: 7
Coding region: 1-1041 (346 amino acids)
Biological process (GO): protein phosphorylation
Molecular function (GO): JUN kinase kinase kinase activity; ATP binding
Source: RefSeq, a predicted model, not a curated record